This is a messenger RNA of Ornithodoros turicata, 4836 nucleotides long. It is a transcript of the gene capu, whose product is annotated as protein cappuccino-like. Lineage: Eukaryota; Metazoa; Arthropoda; Arachnida; Ixodida; Argasidae. The record is from RefSeq and is a predicted model, not a curated record. Bases 315 to 3923 code for a protein of 1202 amino acids. Gene Ontology annotation, biological process: cortical actin cytoskeleton organization; actin nucleation. The transcript has 22 exons. Gene Ontology annotation, cellular component: cytoplasm; cytoskeleton; actin filament. Gene Ontology annotation, molecular function: actin filament binding; microtubule binding.
CCGGUGUCGGUUCACCCGUUAGUCGCGUUUGCCGGAGCAGAUUACGAUGGAUAUAUUCGGAGUGUACUGCGCGAUGUGUUUACAUUAUCGCACAGUGUUUGCAUUGGGAAUGUGUGCAGUGCUCGACGGAAACUAGGCAGAUAGUUUUGUCUUCCGUUGUAGCAGUGGAAAACAAGCAGCGCAGGCUAUAGCAACAAGUGUGGCUAAUGCACUGUGGCGUCGUGAUCGAGGCUUUUAAAUAUCGGCGUACAUAUUUACGUGGAUUGCACACCGAAAGACAGUCUUCAAAACGGCAUGCCAGUUGACACGGGACGAUGACAAACGAAUUCACCGAUUGGCAAUACUGGCGGCUACCGCCUCACCACGUUCACUACGGAGACGAAAUCGAGCGGUUCGCAGCGACGACAGCACGCGCACGCCGACGGUACACUUCCCCGUCCGCGCUGCCCGGCAGCUGCUCGCCCGAGCGCCGUCCUACGAGUGAGCGGAGGCGGAGCGUCGAGCUCGGAAAACCAGCUAGGCCUACCACUGGCGCGGCGGGAACUCCGAGUCACUAUGCAAUCAUCAGUCCAAGACAACAUAGUUUGACCAGGACCACAAUGGGAAACAAGAGCUCAGCUGACAAGAAGUCUAGGGGGUCUACGGACGCCCUCGAUGAAGCUCCGAAAGGUAGUCCCCGUUUCCGUCUUCCCGUCAAGGCGAAGGCGAAGAAAACGCCACAGCUGACGCGAAAGAACGAAGAGUCCCCGCAACAAUCGAGGUCUCUGCCACCGCCAAGCCCAAGUCCCGCGAGCUCAGUGUCAGAAUCUGUGUACGUCGACACAGUUUCACAUAUCGCGACGCCGCCCCCCGAAGUCGCAGACGACACUUUGACAUUAAGAGAUUCGCCGAGCAACGUGAGUGAGUCGACAGUCUUCCUCGACGAUGAUACGACCGUGACCGACAGUUUGACGUCUUCGUCGCUUCCGAAGGACUUGCAGACAGUAAUGUCACCGUCGAAGUCUGAGCCGCGGGUGAGGUCACUCAGUGAAGCAGAGACGCAAAGACCCCGGCGCUGCGCUCCGAGGAUGUCGACGUCGAGCGAAGUUCGUGGAGGAGAAGGUCUUCAGAGCACGUCAACACCAACGUUUACGGUGACCCAGCACCGCAAAGUAGUUCUGCCGAAGUUCUCACCGUCCUCGAACGAGCCGGAGGAACUGACGUCGCAGGAAGACUCGCUAGCGCAGAGUCGAAGACACACAACGUACGAUGACGUACCACCGUUAGAAGGAAAUGUGUUGAGGAAAGUAGCCUCCUUAACAUUGGACAAGGCAACCAUUGAGGCAAAGGUGAACCGGCCCAAGGUGGUACCUGAGAAAUUGGACUUCAGCCUCUACGAAAAAUUCGAAGGGCAGAUGCUCCUGAACUGGUUCUGCACUACAUUCCCAGACGACCACUACUUGCGCUUCCUGCUCACGAAGCAGGACUUGAAACUGCUCGCCGCACAAUUCUGCACCCACCUUCUCGCUGCAGGAGUCCUGCAGCAGAUAGAAGAUGAAAAUGCACCUUUGGAGAGCCUCUUCAGGCCAGACCUCAUGUACUUCUGGAUGCAUUCCGAACCGCAAUCUCUGGCCACUCCACUUCCCGGUAAAUUGACCACAGACUACUGGCCUCCGCCGGACCAGGAAGGAGAUGCGAAGCCAGGAUUACGCUACACCGAGGCUGAAUUCCAACAAAUAAUUUUGACCAUGAAGAAGCAACACAAAGAAGAAUUAGAAAGGUUAAAGAAACAACAAGAAGUGGCUCUGUUCUCUCUACGUGGCGAACAGGUAGCGAAGCUGACUGACUACGAGGGUAAAGUGACGCAACUAGAACGUGAAGUGGACAAGUACCAGACUCUAGCGGGAAUCGAGGAACUGACGCGCAACGCUCAGGGCAUCAGUGAUGCAGCCGCAGCACUCGCAGGAGUGCAGCACAAAAGCGUGUGUUCCGUGGAAACGCAGACUGAGGGGAUCGGAAGAACAACAAUGGCCACCCAGGUAGCUGCAGAAUGUCAGGUAGCAGCAUCGCAGACGGACGAGAAAAAGGCUUCUGUUAUGGUCCAGACAGAAGCAGUGGAGGCGACCAGCGACAAAGCGUUGACAGAGAAAGAGGUUCACACUAAGAUGUCACCUGAGAAGUUAUCGGUAGCAGCAGCUCCUCCUCCACCACCCCCACCACCACCACCACCACCUCCUCCCCUUCCCCCAUUGGGCAUGAUGGUCCCUCCUCCUCCUCCUCCGCCGCCACCACCACCACCUCCUCCUCCACCACCAAUGAGCAUGGCAGGUCCUCCUCCACCACCUCCACCUCCACCCCCUGGUAUGCUUGGUCCGUGUGGGGUGCCUCCACCGCCUCAGCUUCCAGGGGCAGUGGGAGCACAACCUUCCCUAAGUACGAUGGGAGGUGUGCCUCCCCCUCCCCCACCUCCCCCAGGAUCGGCUGCAGGGCUUCCACCACUGCCAGGACCAAGUGCACCCACACCGCUGCCAACACCUCCAAUGGGAGGUUGGUACAAUGCCUACCAGAACGCUCGGAAACAACCAGUCAGCCCCAAGGCACCAAUGAAGCCACUAUAUUGGACACGAAUUCAGGUCACAACAGCACAGGAAGCCGUAAAAGAUCAAAAGACGCUCUGGGAAAACCUGGAAGAAACGGACCCAACUGACUGGGAUGAAUUUGCCAAACUGUUUUCAAGACAAGUGCGUGAGAAAAAACCUGCUGCCAAAGUGAAGAAUGCGCAAGCCAGAUCCAAAGAGGUGGCAAAGAUAUUGGAUCAAAAACGAUCGCAGAAUGUUGGCAUUCUUGUGUCGAGCAAGCACCUGGAAAUUUCAGACGUUGAGAAUGCAAUCUACAACUUUGAUACCUCUGUCGUUACGCUAGACACGUUACAAGCACUCUAUGAAAUUCGCCCCACUUCCGAGGAACUGAAAGCUAUCAAGGACCACAUAGCUGCCAAACCAGACAUUCCAUUGGACAAACCAGAACAGUUCUUGUUGGAACUAUCGCAAAUUCCUGACUACACAAAUCGUGUUGACUGCAUUAUGUUCCAAUCUUCAUACACUGAGACCAUAAGUUCAGUUGAGAACAAGCUGAACAACCUCAAGAUGACUUGUGAUUUACUCCUGAAGAAUCCAGAGGUGCACCAAAUCUUGGGAUUGGUAUUGGCACUUGGCAACUACAUGAAUGGAGGUAACAGGAGUCGAGGCCAAGCUGAUGGAUUUGGACUCGAGAUCUUAGCGAAACUCAAGGAUGUCAAAAGUCAGGACAACUCCCUGACCCUACUGCACUACAUUGUUAGGGUCUAUGUGAAUAAAUUUCAAACGGACGUCACUCAACAGAAGGUGAAGUUCCCACUUCCAGAGCCAGCUGAUGUGGAACGUGCAGCUCAGGUCAAUUUUGACGAUAUAUCUGGCGACCUCAAGAAGCUUCUGUCUCAGAUAAAGCGCUGUGAGACUAAUGUCAAGAACGUUCUUGAAAGAUCGGACGAGGAACAUAGAGAGCCUUUCAACCAGCAGAUGACAACUUUUCUCAAUAAAGCAUGUCAAGAGCACAGAGAACAAGAAGAAAACCUGGAAGAGUGCAAAGUAAAGUUCAUUGAAGCUAAGAACUACUUCAGUUUUCAACCAAAGUCAAAGAACGAGUCUGAAUGGCCAAUGGAGUUUUUCACUCCGUGGGCGCCGUUCUGCAAUGAUUUCAAAAACAUCUGGAAGAAGGAGAUCCAGCGGAAGAUGAAGGCAGACUUGGAGGCAGCACGGAAGAAAGUGAAGGACAUCCGCGAUGCCAAGAUGUCGAGCAUUCGGAGCAAAGUAGUCAACGUGAAAGACAGGCCAAUGGGACUGAAAGCGAGGAUGGCAAAGAAGAUGCCGUUCCUGGAGCAAAGCAUAAAGGCCGGAACACCGUGAAGGAAUCUCUCUGUGAAGGCAUUUUGUUAAUUUUUUAAAAAUUAAUAUAUUUAUUUAACAUUUAGUUCCACUUUUAGGAAACAUUAUUUAUUGCACUUUUAAUGUUUUAGUUUUAGAAUUGUUCAGAGGUCUAAUGCAGUGUAGCAACUUGUAAUGCACCUUUUGGUGGCAUGCAUAGAAUCUCUGAACUGCAGCAUGUACGCUGUGAUAAGUGCCUGCCUUAAUAAGAAUAGAGCCCAUAGGAGAUCUACAUGGUGCUUUGUCAGCAACUACUUUAUUUUGAUGAUGAUGAGUGUACUGUUUCAUCAGCAGAGGAGAUAUGCUACCUCAUGCUGUGCUGUGUCAAAGACUGCUUUUUUGUGCAGUUUGUAUAUUGGCAGUGUUAGCCAGUUCAGGGUGAAAUUUGUACAUACACAUAGUUUAACAGAGAUUAUUGUACAGUAUAAAUGCAAACUCGAUCACUGCGGUUGAGAUUAUUGAAGUUUUAGCCUCGACCCUUGGAGGCACAGACUUCUGUUGUGUUUGUGGAUGUGCAUAUGUGCCUGUGUUUGGUUCUAUUUUCCUGUUUAGUGUGACUCAGCGAGACGUUCCAAAGAUGGAAAUUGGAAGACAAAUGUAGAGAUGGAAUAUUUAGCCGUUACUUUACACUCUCUUGAGGCAGACCUCUCAGUUGCAGCAACACUUGAGGUUUACAUGUUUUUCGCACCUGGACUGCUGUGAUCGUAUGCAACCUUAUGUUUUGGUGGGCACAUUCCAUUUUUAGGUGCAAGAAAGAGGUUCUUUAUAGCAUGCACUGGUUGUACAGUGAGGAAGGUAGGCUGUGCAUGCCUUUAUUUUUACUUGCACCAACCCGUACAAGAAGGUUUAUGUUUAUGAUCGUCUUUACAAGAAAUAAAGCAUAUGUUACGAUGAA